AGCGGUGAUGAACCUUAAGGAACAAAGCAAUGACAAGAAAAGGGGCCCCACUACUCCGUUGACCCCUACUUUGAUCCAGAAGAACAUCGUCAAGAAACAAUACACAUCCAACGAAGACAUAUCAGUGAAAACGAUCGAUUUAAGGGAGGCUAAUGGGGAAAAUUACAGGUUCAACGAAGACGGUAGUUCUCCAAAGUCUCGAAGAACAUCGUUGUGUCCUACGGGUCUGAAAACCUUUCAAGAACAACAGAACGCAACGCCGAAGAUAUCUGCUGGUAUCAAGCAGGCUGUGAGGGAGAAUAAGAAGUCUAGGCUACAGAUAUUAAGAGGAUCGGCAAACACUGGUGCAGAUGUAUCGGUCAGCGAGAGUGAGUACAGCGAGAUGUCAACCAUAUCAGGUGAGACUCCAAAUUACAAACUUAACGGGAAUCUCGUGUACUACAAAAACGGAUACUAUCUCGAUAGUGUAGAUGAUUCUUUUGCUGAAUUGGAAAGAGAAGCACUUGUGAAUGAAAAGGAAUUACAAAGAGUAGACGAUAUUGUUGAGUUUAUGAAAUUGGAAAGAAAGUACGAGAGGGAAAACAGCUGAAGUAAAUGCCUGUGUGUAAUAUUAACAAUACCAUUAAUAACUUAUUAGUAGCAUUAGCUAUUCUGAAGCCAUUCGAGUAGCAUGCAAGGGGGUGGUUGUGCACAAGGUGUGCAAAAUGCUGCAACAGUAGAUGAUCAGCUGAGUAAAGUAUAUAUCUCUUUAGCGCUGAUUCUCUCUUUUGAUUCGUAAGUCAUCAUUUUUUGGAAUACUUUUCUUAUCUGAUUGUCAACACCUGGUAAUAUCUGUUCCAUCGGUUUACCAGGAUGAGGUAAAAGUUGAAGACGUUCAAAAGUUGUAGACUUCGCUGCUUCUGGCCAUAUCUCCAAUGAUGGGGUUCCAAAAGUUGAAAAUAUCAUCCCCAUCAGUUUGAAAUCAACAAUGUCUUCAUCUUCAAAUACGGGCUUGAGAUCUUUGCUGAAAACCAACGUCAUAACUAUUCCUAGGGCCCAAAUGUCAACACCAUAUCCAUAGUCUGCAAUGUGA
This is a messenger RNA of Williopsis jadinii, 1072 nucleotides long. RefSeq lists its product as uncharacterized. Lineage: Eukaryota; Fungi; Ascomycota; Saccharomycetes; Phaffomycetales; Wickerhamomycetaceae. The transcript has a single exon. The coding region runs from base 8 to 589 and encodes 193 amino acids. The record is from RefSeq and is a predicted model, not a curated record.